AUGGAUGAAACGACCAGGUCUAGGAGGAUAUUACCGCCGAUCGUUACUUCUUCAUCUUCCGGAUCAUCCUCAUACGCUUCCCAAGACUACAUGAAUCGACCAAGAGAGUCGCCUCAUUCUCAACCGGUAUACGAGACUUCUGUAAGACCUCCGGCUCUCGCUCCAUUUGAUCACCAUUCGCGGUCAUCGUUACCGUUUUUGUCGCAGCCCAACGAACCUGAAUCGAGCUCAAGCGGAUCGAGAUUCAGACCUUCGCGAUCAGAAUUCGCACAAUUUCCUCUGCAUAAUGCCAACAAACUACCCCUUCCACCUUACGACAGUCCACGUGAAGAGACUCGUCAGCUCCAAAGGACUCAACAGCAAUGGCUUGAGCAAGAUAGAGGAUAUCUCACUUCUCCUAAUACACCAAUUUUCCCUCCGCCUCCCAGACCACCACCGCCUCGCAUGGUGACUGGAUCAUCGUCGCAUAACCCUUCGCGGCAUGACACACCUGCCUCCAGAAGCCAGUAUCAAUAUGGACACUCGCAAUCACCUGAACUUGCUUUAUCACUCCCACAAUCUUCCAAUCAAAGAUCGAUGUCUCACCAUUCACGAUCGUACCCUACGUCUGUUUCAUAUCGGCAAUAUGUUGUACCGAGAAGUGAACAACAAUUCUUACCACCACCUCCGCAAUCCCAGCCAUCAUCAGCAGCUUCCAUCGCACCCACAUAUUACAGCGAGCCGUUGGCUCGCGUACAUUCUCAUGAAUCGCAACAUUCCACUCAAUCCCUCGCCAUGCAGAGGGAGUUCUCAGGUGGGUCCAGUAUAAGCGGCUCAAGUCAGACGGGUGGUUCAUCAUCCAUUCAAUCUGGACAAUAUGCCUCAAUGGGUGGUUAUAAGAGAAAGAGAACAAGGGCGUUGAUGACUCAUAUGCAACAAUCAGGCUUGAUGAGUUUGUGGAAAAAGACUAAAUUCCCGACUGGAGCAGAGAGAGAGACAUUAGGUCAAACCAUCGGGUUGACACCCAGACAAGUCCAGGUCUGGUUUCAGAAUCAACGACAGAAAGGUCGGAAGGCUCUUGCAGUGAACGGAGGCAUUCCAGAAGGUGAAGAUCCAGCGGACUACGAAGAGUUACAAAAAUCACCUAGAUCACGGAGAUUAUCCCUUGAAGGGGACGAGAGGAUCUCAGCUUGGGCUGGUAGCUCUGCGUCUUCCAACUCUACAAGGCUUCUUCUUGAUCUUCCUUCUACGGCUGGAUCUGGCUCUUUUGAACCCUUGAUCGCUCAUCGAGGAGCCUCUAGUCAUGGAUAUCAAGAUGAAUCGUCGUCUCGAAAUGCGAUUGGGCCUAGAAGUCAGUCUCCCUACGAUAAAUGGGGAUCUGAGCGCAGUGAUUCAGAUACCAGGAGUCGCAUACAACAUCAGCAUCAGCAAUAUCAUCAUCAUAGGAAGAGAUCAAACUCAUACCAUCUUCCUCAGAAACACCAACCACAAAGGAUCGUUCAUCCACCUCGACAACAUAGUCAUCAUUCAGGAUCACAUAGUACUAGUACUGCCCUCGCAAGCGCAAAUCCAAGAUGGAUAUCGACUUCGCCAACAUGGCAAAGGACUGUCCCGUCUGUACUUGAACCAGCGGGAAGUUCGCGAUCACCUCAUUCUCUUGAUAACCCUACACCCUUUUCACCUCCCACCACAUCGACCGGUAGUUCCUCCAGACCCAAUACACAACCACAGCUGCAUCAGCAGCAUGAGCAAGAGGAAAAUUUUUGGUCGCCUGUAAGGAGAAGGAAAUCCUCACCUUCUAUAAUACCAGAAUCAAUAAAAUCUGUUUAUCCGGGAAAUGUGGAUCCUUCAGCUCCAAAGGAUAUCCCAGUGAACAAGUCUGCUAGCAUCGUUAGGAGAAUGAGGUAUUCAAGAUCACGUUCAUAUGAACUACCUGAAGAAGAAGAACACCAUCGAUAUGAGUAUGAAAAGCAGUAUCCCAAUCUCAAGAGAACAAAAUCAACACAUCUACCUCCUGAAUUAGCUAGAAUAGCUCUUAGUGGACCACUGACAAAGCAUACAAGCAACAAUAUACAGGGAGAACGGCAAGAGUAUGGUUUCAAUUUACCUGGUAUCGUUCAAAGAUCGUCUUCUUCAUCACCCAAGCCAAAAGGAAUCCCAAUGGACGAUGUCAUUCCACGUCAAAGUCAAUUAACCUCAUCAUCCAGUCCAACACAAGUCGGAGAAAAUAGAAGGAAUGAAGAUGAUAGGUCUCAUAUGUCCGAAAAAAGGGAAGGUAAAAAACCAAUGUCCUCAAAUCUAAGCUCCCUGCUGGACUGA
This is a messenger RNA of Kwoniella shivajii, 2298 nucleotides long. RefSeq lists its product as uncharacterized. The record is from RefSeq and is a predicted model, not a curated record. Gene Ontology annotation, cellular component: nucleus. Gene Ontology annotation, biological process: regulation of transcription by RNA polymerase II. NCBI's taxonomy places the organism in Eukaryota, Fungi, Basidiomycota, Tremellomycetes, Tremellales, Cryptococcaceae. Gene Ontology annotation, molecular function: DNA-binding transcription factor activity, RNA polymerase II-specific; sequence-specific double-stranded DNA binding. The coding region runs from base 1 to 2298 and encodes 765 amino acids. The transcript has 4 exons.